Messenger RNA from Dissoconium aciculare CBS 342.82, 1827 nucleotides. Its product is annotated as glycoside hydrolase family 32 protein. NCBI's taxonomy places the organism in Eukaryota, Fungi, Ascomycota, Dothideomycetes, Mycosphaerellales, Dissoconiaceae. The coding region runs from base 1 to 1827 and encodes 608 amino acids. Gene Ontology annotation, biological process: sucrose catabolic process. The record is from RefSeq and is a predicted model, not a curated record. The transcript has 2 exons. Gene Ontology annotation, molecular function: sucrose alpha-glucosidase activity.
AUGAACGACCCUUGCGGCGCCAUGUACGACCCCACUCGUGAUCUCUACUACAUCUCCUACCAGUGGCAUCCACAGCACAUCAACUGGGGCAAUAUCAGCUGGGGUCAAGCAACCAGCAAAGAUCUCAUCCACUGGACCGACCACCGCGGGUGGGAAAAUGCCUCAGCACUGACUUUUGGUCCUACUGGAAACGGCUCCUACAACGGUCUGGGCAUUUUCUCUGGCACUGCGCAGCCUGUGAACCUUCAAGGCGAGACCGACGGCACACUGCUCGUCUUCUACACUUCGGUCUCGAGGCUGCCGACGAACUGGGCUCUCCCGUACCUUCCUGGCACAGAAACCCAGAGUUUGGCGUAUAGUACCGAUGGUGGCUUGACAUACAAGGAGUAUGAGGGCAACCCGGUCAUCAAAACUACGACGGAGCAACCGCCGAUGAACUGGAAUAUUACUGGUUUCCGUGACCCUUUCCUCGAGCCUAGUCCCGAGUUGGAUGCCGUGCUCGGCGUAAGCGAGCCUCACUACUAUGCUGUCUUCGGUUCUGGUAUCAAAGGCGUUGGUCCUCGUAUUCCUCUAUGGACUGCUCCUGCUCGGAACUUGACUCAAUGGUCCUUCCUCGGCGCCCUCUGGGAGCCCAAGGCGAACACCUCUGUCGGGCCUGUACUCUCCACCGGAAGCUAUGGUUUUAACUUUGAAGUCUCAGGCUUCUUCCCGCUGUACGAUCGUGCUGGCAAAGCGCACUGGUACGCCAACAUGGGCACCGAAGGCGCCAAUGUCUCAUUCCACUCCUCCGCCCAAUGGGCUCUUUGGGCUGAAGGUACCGUGACUCAGAGAAGGAAUGGGGCCAACAUCAGCGCCGAAUUCAUUCCUCGCAGCGGCGGUGCCGCCGAUUGGGGCAACGCUUAUGCCUUGACGAGCUUCAACGACACCAAGCACAACCGUCGUGUACAAUGGGGAUGGUCCCGCGAGGACAUCCUCGGCGCCAACCCCGCCGCCGGAUCCGGCCUCUUCAGCGCACCGCAGCAGGGCUUCCAGGGCUCCCUGACUCUCCCGCGAGAACUCUUCGUCCACGAAGUCGACAACGUCGUCAACUCCUCCGCCCUGAUCGAGAGCAAAAACGCCGUCCUCGUCGCCACCAACAACUCCCAAUCUACCACUGUCACCGCCCAAACCCUCGGCGUCCGACCGCUCCCCGACGUCGUCGCUGGUCUCCGCGUCAACGCCCUGCACCAAUCCUACCCGUGCAACACCGCUUUCAACAAAACCACCAUCCUCCAACAACACGGCGCAGCCCAGAUGGAACUCCGCGCCACAUUCGCCGCACCCCCUGCGACCAACACCUCCGCCGGCGUCGGCGUCAUCCUCGCCGCCUCACCGGACAUGCGCGAACACACCACCAUCCACUACCAGCCCUCCAACCACACCAUCCUCGUCACGCGAAGCAAAAGCAGCCUGCUCGGCGGGCCCAACGGCUUCAACCCCGAGACCGUCACAGGUUUCUUCCUCCCAUACACCACCGUCUCCCGCGGCGGAAGCCGCACCCAGACCGAGGACAUCGACAUGACCGUCUUCGUCGACGGCAGCCUCGUGGAGGUCUACAUCAACGACCGCUUCGCGCUCUCCACCCGGAUCUACCCCAGCAUGAAGUGCAGCACCGGGUUCGGCGUGUUCGUGGGUCCCGGCGCGGACCCCCGGGCGCACGUCGUCCGCUACGAGGCCUGGUUGGGACUCGCGGAUGUCUGGGGCGGAAGGCCGCGGAACAGCUCCUCGCCGCUGGUGUAUGAUAGUCCGGCGCAGACGAAUAACGGGGUCUGGUGGCCUGGCGUUUGA